AUGGGUCAAGUUGCCCAGGAAAGAUUACGUCCUACUCCACCUUUCUACCAUACUUCACUAGACUUAUUUGGCCCUCUUACUAUUAGAGAUACGGUAAAACGUAGAACAUAUGGAAAAGCUUAUGGGGUAAUAUUCAAUUGCCUUGUUUCACGAGCAGUAUAUGUAGAUUUGGCAGAAAGUUAUGACACAAAAGGUUUCUUGACAGUUUUCCAGAGAUUUUUAACUAUUAGAGGAUAUCCUAAGACCAUACAUUCUGAUUUGGGAAGUCAAUUAGUUUCUGCUUGCAAGGAACUCAGGUUAGACAAGUCAAAGAUUCAAAAAUAUGGUGCUAACGGUGGUACUACUUGGAUUUUCAAUAAGUCUGCUGACGCUCCUUGGCAGAAUGGAUGUAGCGAAGCACUAAUAAAAUCUGUUAAACGUGCUACUCAUUGCUAUUGGCGAUAG
Macrobrachium nipponense is the source of this 444-nucleotide messenger RNA. RefSeq lists its product as uncharacterized. Gene Ontology annotation, molecular function: nucleic acid binding. Lineage: Eukaryota; Metazoa; Arthropoda; Malacostraca; Decapoda; Palaemonidae. The record is from RefSeq and is a predicted model, not a curated record. The transcript has a single exon. The coding region runs from base 1 to 444 and encodes 147 amino acids. Gene Ontology annotation, biological process: DNA integration.